Molecule: messenger RNA, 2569 nt
Organism: Gigantopelta aegis
Lineage: Eukaryota; Metazoa; Mollusca; Gastropoda; Neomphalida; Peltospiridae
Exons: 10
Coding region: 58-2310 (750 amino acids)
Molecular function (GO): protein binding
Source: RefSeq, a predicted model, not a curated record
UCAUGUCAGGUGACGCUCUGUGCGUCUAGUGGAAUGUAAGGGAAAUUUGAUAAUUGCAUGUUUACACGCUACGGACUAUUUCUUCUUCUGGUGUUUUUUUCCCCUUCGUCUCCGUGUGUCCUUUAUUUCUUCCCGUUGAGAGCAGACGAUCUCCAGCAGAAGUCGUCCUCGUUGACGGAGAUGAAUCUGAAAAAGACCAAGGUCUACAAGCUCAUAGAGUCUGGAGAGAGAAAUGCCGUCAUCAAGGGCAUGUGUGAUUACUUGAAGAGCGGCAAGAAUCCCAACACUCGGGACGCGGCGACGGGCGAGAGUCUGCUCCACCAUAUAGUACGACAUGCCGACCGAUUCUCGCAGCCGGACAUGGUGCUCGUCAUCUACAUGUUGGCGUGCAAGGACGUCGACGUCGAUGCCAUCGACAACAUGGGGGAGACGGGGCUACACAAAGUCGUCCGACAGAAGGGAGGCUACAGGAUACUCAUUGCCUUGAUGAGGUGUGGUGUUGACACAAGUAUCCGGAAUAAUGCAGGAUUGACGGCUGAAGAGGUGCUUCUCACAGAACGACCAGAAGGCUGGCAGGAAACGCUGCACUGGUACAACAAGUUCAAACCCGGUCUGUGGGUUGCUUUACGCGAUGAAGUUCCCGACAGGAGACUCAUAGAACGUCUUCUCCAGUCUUGGUGCCGACUGACCACCGUCAAGGACGGCAAAGUGUUUAACCUGAAGACUAUGGUACAACAUGACGCACGCAAGCUGGAUCUCCUACAUAUGAUGGAUAAAUACGAAAACACCAUUGAACUUGCACUGGCCUUCCUUGGCGGUCUCGGAUUUAUUGUUCGAAAAUGGCAAAACGAAGGCAUUCUUAACAACUGUGACAUCAACGCGUGCGACAUCUCGUACCAGAGACACUACCCCGAGUUCCCGCCCGUCCCGCAGCCCAUGCUGGCGGCCACAUGGGAGGUGAACAGUCUGAACGCCGUGGACGCUGCCAUGGACAUGCACCCUGACACGGCGAUAUCGUACAACGACACGUCCCACACAGACGACACCAAACCACUCUUCUUUCACAUUCUAACUAGUCCAAAUCGGCCUGACGAUGACGUCAUAGAGCGUGUCAUCAAAGGAUCCAACAUGGCUGCCAGAAAUCCCGAGGGUCAAACAAUAUUACACCACGCCAUCAACUGUCAGGAAUCCAACCAUCUCGUGGAAACGGUUCUCGCGUGCGAUGUGGACGUGGCGGCGCGUGAUAGGUUAGGAAGGACUGCACGUGACCUUGCAGAGAAAGCGGAAAUGUGGGACUACGUGAAACUCAUUGACCAGCAUGUGUUCAAACUUCUGAAGAACAAAAAGUUCGAUGUCGUGGAAAAUUUAAUUUUACAUAUGUACGAUCACAUCACGGACAUCAAAGACUCUUUUGGCAAGACUGCCGUGGAUUAUGCCAAAAAGAAUUCCACACGACAGAUAGCGGAGGUUGUACAGCUUUCUAGUGCAAUCCAGGGUUACGUAAAUCGAGUAUUUCUCGCAGUUCAACAGGGUUCGGUAACCGAUCUUCAGAAGUUACUUUCCUGCAAGAAGUACGCACUAGCCAAAGACAAGACGGGCCAAACACCUUUGCUCCGAGCUAUAAUGGAAGGCAAAAGGGACGUCCUACUCUUCCUGAUCAGCGAGUUUCCAGCAACCGUGACAGAUACAGACAGCCUGCAAAGGUCAAGCCUACACUACGCACGGUUAUUUAUGAAUGACCCGGAAGUGAUAGAUCUCUUGAAAAAGGCAGGAGCAAAUGCGGAUGCCAGGGAUACGUUCGGGAGGAUUCCUGUUUCCUAUAGUCAAAAGGUAUUGGGGAACCAGGCGUUCGCAGUCCUGAAGAAAGAAAUAAAAGAGAUGGCGUUUGAUGUCUACCUUCAGGAGAAUAACUUUGAUGAACGCUUCCGAGCUUCUAUACAGGGAGGUAAUUACGCUGAAGUUGUACAGCUUGUUACAUCUGCGCUGGAACACGGCGACGUCACGAGCCGCUUCAGGUGUAGCUUGUUCAAGUGUGUUGAUCUGCGGUAUGAAAAGAUCGCCAUAUACCUCAUUAAAGCCGGAUUCACGUGUGAUAUCCACAAACAGUAUAGCCGCUGCGACCCCCGUGACGCGAUGUGUGCCAUGAUGGAGUGCGGCCACAGGUCGACGUCACUCCGAGACCGAGCCAUCGAACAGGGCUGUGCUGACGUGGUGCGGGCCAUCGAUGAGGCGAAGUUCUCCAAGGUAGUAAAGCUAAACACUCAUUUCAAUCAGACCUCGCACUUUGAGGAGAGCUAUCACUCUCACUAGCCGUCAGUCCCAGGAGCACGGCAUAAGGGGAGGGUGUGUGUAAUACAUAAAUUAAGAAUCGGCAGUUUGGAAUGCCCUCUUUUUUUUUUUUUUUUUUUUUUUUUUUUUAAACAACUACUGUUACUAGAUUUAAUUCUAAAGUAAUUAGUUGAUUUUCUUUCUUCUUUUAUUUUUAGGGUGAAGGUGUGUGCCGAUAUGCCAAUGGAGAUUUCGGCAAUUGUUGAUUUUUCAUUCAGAAAUAAAAAGAAAUGCUGAUUUA